UUACAGAACAAAUACAGUUUAACGUGAUAACCUACAGUUUUACAGGAUAUAAGGGGUUUCUGUGGUCCUGCACUUGGUGAACAAGAUCUAGUGAACUGUUGAGAAGACGCCGGUUCUCCAGCUGAUCUGAUAGAAAUUAACCAGAAUCCUGAGGAGCAGAGUCCUGCUGCAGACAGCUAAACGCUGGCUUGCACGAAAUCAUGUUCAGAAACGAUUCAGAGAAAACUCAACUGGUCACGGAGAAAGGCACCAUGUAUAGCAUCACCAUGGAAAGUGUGUCCACAGAUGGGAUAAUGCAGAAGGACAAGGACAGCAACAUCAAGCAUUGCCAUGACAACAGCCAAGCUACGGAGGACAGGGAGCGGGAGAAGCAGUUGGCCAGGAAGAGGCUCUACGUGGUCUCGGCUGUCUGCUUGGUCUUCAUGAUCGGAGAGAUCCUGGGUGGUUACUUUGCAGGGAGUCUGGCGGUGAUGACAGAUGCCGCCCACCUGCUGGUAGACUUCGCCAGCUUCAUCAUCAGCCUGGUGUCUCUGUGGCUCUCGUCCAGACCCGCCACACGCACACUCAGCUACGGCUGGCAUCGUGCAGAGAUCUUGGGUGCUCUCCUCUCGGUGGUGACCAUCUGGCUGGUGACAGGUGUGCUGGUUUACCUAGCUGUGCAGCGCCUCAUCAGCGAUAAUUAUGAGAUCGAGGGGACCAUCAUGCUCAUUACUUCAGGCUGCGCUGUGCUGGCAAACAUCAUUAUGGCUUUCACCCUGCACCAGUCUGGGCAUGGGCACAGCCACGGUGGCCUCAGCAGUGGGCACGGCCACAGCCACAGCACUAACGACAAGAGCAAGCAUGGGCACAGCCACGCGGCGGGCAAUGGGCAUGGGCACAGCCACAAGAGCAGCCACUCGCACAGUAACGGUAACCAAGAAACCCAUUCCCAUGGAAAUGGCGACGUGGAGCAGCACAAUGGGGUGGACGGUCAGCAGCAGAAGUCGGCGGGGUCACGACCUCAGGCCAACGCCAGCGUGCGCGCUGCCUUCGUGCAUGUCGUGGGAGACCUGCUCCAGAGCAUCAGCGUGCUGGUCAGCGCCAUCAUCAUCUUCUUUAAGCCUGAGUAUAAGAUAGCUGACCCGAUCUGUACGUUCCUGUUUUCCAUGUUUGUCCUGGGAACCACCAUCACCAUUAUGAGAGACAUCCUGCUUGUCCUCAUGGAAGGUACCCCAGCUGGAGUGAAGCACGGUGAGGUGAGGGAUCGGCUGCUGGCAGUGAAGGGGGUGAAGUCUGUCCAUAGCCUCCAUAUCUGGGCCCUGACUAUGAACCAGACGGUGCUCUCAGCACACGUGGCUAUCGAUGACAUAGUGGAUGCCCAGCCUGUCCUAAGGGAGAUGACCCAAACCUGCUUCUCCAACUACAACUUUCAUUCAGUCACCUUACAGCUUGAACAGCAGGCCGACCAGAAGCCUGGGUGUAGUCUGUGUGAGGACCCCAAAAUGUAGACACCUAUUUAAGCCCAUGGGAGAGGCCAGGAGCCCAGAGGAAUAAGGCUAACCUAAGCUACCUAACCAGGAUUUAGUUGUAGCCUAGACAGUCUUUUGGCGAGUGCUUGACUUGACCAGGAACAUAUUGGAACUGAUUUCUCGCACCUCACAUUUGUACCGCUAGAGUUCCUGCACCUUUUAUACAAUGCGGCCUAAAAUAUUGCGGCAUUGUGGCACCUUAAUAUAAACAGCACUCCAAAUAGAAUAGAACACAACUUUUGACUAUAUGUUACAGCAAACAACUUGCAGUGCAGUGUGAUCAAUCAUGGAUAUUGGACCAGAGGGGUAUACUACAAAGCAGGUUCAAUGUUUUAGGGCUCUAUUUUCAGCUGGCAUUAAGGAGGUGCUAUUGUCAUACGCAAGUUAGUAUGCAAUUUCGUCACGUGAAAACUGUCAGACUGGCAUUUUCCCACCCUAGCACCAGGUUUGGCAAUUUAUCCGUCUAACAUCAGCAUGCUUAUGCUCAGAUGGGAGGAGUGUAAAUAUUUUAGGCGUGCCCUUAAAAACAUGAUCCAAAGUCCUAAUUUCAGCCGGCACUGGCAGGGAUAUUUAAGACCGAUCAAAAGCUGGUUUUAAUGGUAACGCAGUUGGUUAUGGUAUGAAUUUUGACAGCUGAAACAGCCUAUCCAGCCGUGACGCGCACACUGCCCACAUGAACAUGGAACAAGAUGUGAUUUGGUACCUGUAUACUUCGUAUUUAGAAACAUAAAAUGGGGGAAAAACAUGAAUGUUUUAUUUGACUAAAAACCAAGCAUAGCCUCCCCUCUCAAUGAAGGCUGUUUUCUUUUUGUCCUGCCCAAUGUAAUCAAGUAGGCUAGACAAGACCGCCGAUAAAGGGUUUGGCUCGUGAGACCUCUUGGAAAUAAAUCUUAAUCACCCAAGCUUUAUUAAAAUACUGUAUCAAGUUUGAAAGGAGCAAAACAGUGAGCUGACAUUCCCUUUCUAUCUGUGCAUUGUAGGCAGGCCUACAUUAUUUUAGCCAUGCUUUGGACGUGUGUAAAACUCCAUCCGUGAUAUGUUACAUGUCUCCGUGCCCAUCAUGAAAGGAGAGAUGAGAUCCUCGGUGAAUAUCGGUGAACCUCGUAUUUAGAAGUUAUUUUCAUGUAACAAUUGCUUGUUUUCCAUUUCAACUUAAAAAAUAAAUAAUCCAAGCCCUCCGCAGACUACCCUUACCCUAGGACUACUAUAGCGAAGGCUGGUUCAACAGCAAUGCGUUGUUUUUUUUAUGAUGGUGAUUUUAUGAUAUCAUUACAUUUGACAUGCAUUUAUUGUUGUUGAAAAAAAAUAACAGAUUUCUUGCUUUUUGUUUAAUUUUAUUAAAACAAACUCAAUUUUCAGUGAAUUUAAUCUUGCUUAUUGACAACAUUUGGCAUGUCCAUGCUCAGCCACAAUGCAAUUUACAGUAGUCCUAGUCCCUAAAUCAGUGUGAAUGCUAUUGAAGCAAUUACUUAAAACAAUGUGGACUGCAAACAGGUUCAAGUUUAGCAAAUAUGGGAUCUACAUUUAGUUAUUUUCUUUCUGUAAGCUGUUUAACAAACUAAAGUGGACUAACAUUGGAAUUUGAGUUGAUCCCAAGGUAAUAUAUACAAGACUGUAUAUACACAAAUUGAAGCAACCACAUAUUUAGCCAUGGAGCACGUUUUGAUUGGCCAGUGAGGGGUCAAGCCUCAACACACCCACAAUUUAUUUAUUCAUCAAAUCCCAGCCCUUUCGAGCCACCGCCAGCAACUGCGCAGAUAAUUGUGGUUGUAAAAAUAGCAAAAAUAUUUUGGACACACCCUCGAACCUACCCCUCGAAUAUUUUGGACACACCCUCGAACCUACUGCCAACGCUUCGAUUGACGAUUGUGCUAGGUUUGUUAAGAUAGAGUUAAUUUCCCGCAAUUCUACACAUUCUGCCAUGGGGUGGAGAGGAAAUGUAGCAGUUUUACAGCGACACAUUUUGCCAUAGGUUGCAGAGUUAAUAAUUCGACCAUAUCUAAAUUUACAUUUCUUAAUGAACCAGGAAAAUCCAGAAGUUAUUUGGGGUUGUUUAUCAAAGAUAGCUGGCUAACUUACUGAUCCUGCUUUGUAUUUUACCCCUUUUGUUGUGUGGUUAGUUUGUUUCUCUGAAAGCUGAGGUGGUCAUUCUAUAGUCACAAGAAAGUGCCUCUGUGCCAACAUUCCCAAAGAAGUAAAGAUUGAAGAGAUCAGGGAUGGGGUGCCAUAGCUGAUCACAUGCUUGAAAGUGUUGCACCAUGAAUUAUAUAUGUUUUUGUCUUACUGUAAGUCCACAUAUUAAAAUGUAAUUUGAGUGCUUAAUGGUUUAAGUGUCUAUAUUGAAAUGCUGGUCACUAUCAUUUAAAGAACAUUAGAUGCUAAUAAUUAAGAGAACAAAACCGUCCUUAUAUUUAAAAUACUGAUUUGAAUAAAAUCUACUGUUGUCAAUAA
Molecule: messenger RNA, 3959 nt
Organism: Oncorhynchus masou masou (cherry salmon)
Lineage: Eukaryota; Metazoa; Chordata; Actinopteri; Salmoniformes; Salmonidae
Product: proton-coupled zinc antiporter SLC30A8-like
Exons: 9
Coding region: 201-1487 (428 amino acids)
Biological process (GO): zinc ion transmembrane transport; response to glucose; response to zinc ion
Cellular component (GO): plasma membrane
Molecular function (GO): zinc ion transmembrane transporter activity
Source: RefSeq, a predicted model, not a curated record